Messenger RNA from Cherax quadricarinatus, 997 nucleotides. The record is from RefSeq and is a predicted model, not a curated record. NCBI's taxonomy places the organism in Eukaryota, Metazoa, Arthropoda, Malacostraca, Decapoda, Parastacidae.
UGCCAUAUGUAAUUAAUUAUUUGUGUCUUUCUUAUUGGCAUUGACUUUAGCUUCAGCAGUAUCUUUUAAUAAAUAUCUGUAAUGAUUCUUUCAUGUCACAAGUAUUACAGUAGCAUGUAAGUAAUGAAUUAUUUUACUCUAACAUGGAAAUAAUUGAUCUUAAUUUUCACUUUACUUCAUUCCCAAUUGUAAACAGAAUGGAAAGAGGACAAAUAAAUAAACCAAGUAUUGAUUUGUUUUAAGCAUUUGCUAUUAUUGAUAUUUCUUACUCUGAGAUUGUUAUUAAUUAACUGCCAGACUGGUAUACUGAUAGAAAUUUUGAAUAACAAAGAAAUUCUUAAUUGUUUUUGAAACAGCAAUUUUAUGUAUUACUUUGAAAAUAUUCUUAUAUUUAGGUCACUGUGGAGACGCAGUCAUUAAAGUUUGAAAAAUUAGCAAGAGUGGCUGCUGGUGAGAGCUUCUUGGUGGUUCCCAAAAUUAAGUGCAUAUCACAUGUCCCCAUCACACUCACCAACUCCUCACUGGCUCUGGCUAAUGAAGUAAAUCAAGUUGGAACAGAGGCAAAGUCACAGGUUAUGAAUACAGUACUUUCUGAAGGAGAAAUAGGUGUUGACUGUUUCUGUGUUUUGCUUAGCAAAAAGGCUACUCCAAAUUCAGCUUUAACUCUUGGGCAGUAUGUCUUGUAUUGGAAAAGAUUUUUGACUGUCAUGUACAGAUCUGACAAUGACUCGCCCGCUGUGAGUGUGAGCGUAGGGUUGCCGUCACUGAUGGUGGAACACUGGGGGGUGUGGGUGGACUGUGAAAUAGCCCCUCAGGGAACAGUGCGCACACCAUUAGCUCUGGCAUACAUCAUAUCAAAUCAUGGUGUGCACACAGCAGAGCUUGCCCUCAACAUGCAAGUCUCAGAUGCAUUCAUGUAUGCAGGACACAAGGAGGUAGGUUUUCUGUAUAAAUGUUUCCUGUAUGUAUUACCAUAACAUAUCCUUUGAGCACCCUG